Serinus canaria (Common canary) is the source of this 1861-nucleotide messenger RNA. RefSeq names its product 3-hydroxyanthranilate 3,4-dioxygenase (gene HAAO). Gene Ontology annotation, biological process: 'de novo' NAD+ biosynthetic process from L-tryptophan; quinolinate metabolic process. Gene Ontology annotation, cellular component: cytoplasm. Lineage: Eukaryota; Metazoa; Chordata; Aves; Passeriformes; Fringillidae. The record is from RefSeq and is a predicted model, not a curated record. Gene Ontology annotation, molecular function: 3-hydroxyanthranilate 3,4-dioxygenase activity; iron ion binding. Bases 158 to 1018 code for a protein of 286 amino acids. The transcript has 10 exons.
GGCUGAUGGACCUGUCCCUUUUGACACUGAAGCCUGAAGACACCUCUCUUUCCAGCCAAUCCCCUGAGCACUGGGGUUGGAAUCACAGGCAGUCUGCUCACAGAAAAAGCACUCUGCAAAUUCUGAUAUCUCGGGCAAGUUUCAUAGGUGGUGGACCAUGGAGCUUCUUGUGAAUGUAAGAAAAUGGAUAGAAGAAAACAAGACUGCCUUUUUGCCACCUGUUUGCAAUAAGCUUAUGCAUCGCUAUCAAUUAAAUGUGAUGUUUGUUGGAGGGCCAAAUGAAAGGAAGGAUUAUCAUAUUGAAGAAGGAGAAGAGCUUUUUUACCAGAUUCAAGGAGAUAUGUGUUUGAAGAUAAUUGAAAAUGGGAAACACAAAGACAUUGUCAUCCGAGAAGGGGAGAUGUUCUUACUACCUGCCAGGAUACCUCACUCUCCUCAGAGAUAUAAAAACACUGUGGGUCUUGUGAUCGAGAGGCAAAGAUUAAAAACAGAAAUGGAUGGGCUGAGAUACUAUGUUGGAGAAUCAACUGAUGUCCUCUUUGAAAAAUGGUUUCACUGUGAAGAUCUUGGCACUCAACUAAUACCAAUAAUUCAAGAGUUUUUCAAUUCAAGGCAAUAUAAAACUGGAAAACCAAACCCAGAUGAACCCCUGAAAGAAACACCUUUCCCACUGAAUUCCACUUCUGCUAUGGAGCCAUUUUCCUUCUCAAGCUGGUUAAAUGAUCAUCGUGGUGAAAUAAAACAGAAAAAAUCCUUGAGUAUGUUUGGAGAUAACUUUGAAACAGAGGCUAUAGCUUAUGGACCAGGAAUAACUGAGAAAAGUAAAAAGAAUUCAGAUAUCUGGAUAUGGCAGCUGGAGGGCACAUCAACUGUUGCCAUGGAUGGUAAAACCCUGACUCUCUCUGCUGGUGACAGCCUGCUUGUCCGUGCCCAGUCUGUGUACUGCUGGAAAAGAGCAGAAGACUGUGUUGCUCUCUGCAUCGCUCAGGAUCCAAAACGCAAGCAGCCUUAUAAAUAACUCCUGGGUCAGCUGGCUUUGAGGAUAACCAAGUUGUAACCUACCUAUCUUAAUUAUCUUUUACUCAGAAUGCCUGGAAAUUUCAAUACUCUAACACAAUGAUUAAGUGGAGUCAAGUGCUGUGCCCAAUUAAAACUUUUUUCCCCAAGUAGUUAAAGCUUUAGCAAAAUUUAUAAUCAGUAUUUUUUUUUAAGAUCUAGUGUUUUGUUUGAUUUCAUCUAAAAGGAAAUGACAAAAUAUCCAGGUAGCAGGAUUACUUACCUAAUAAUACAUGAUGCUAUCUAGAUUAAACUAGAGUCCCUUGAAAUGCAAGUCUCUGCCACAAGAUGUAGAAAAGGAGAUGUUGCACUCCUUAGGUAAAAGGCUGGAUGCUGUGCACAUGCUACUCUGAACAUAGCACUGCAGUGGGACUAAACAGGAGCACCUGGGUCAUGGGUGUGCUCCUGUGCAGCAGAAUUCUCAAGUCAAAUUCACCUUUAGAGGUAUGCUAGGGGAUAAGAGAAUAGAAUAAUUCUUAUAAUCAGUUUCUAUUAACUGCUUCUUUUUUUUGAACAAUGAAGUUUCUUGAAGAAAUAAUAAAUGUCAAAUUAUAUUUUGCUGCUUUUCUUCCAAGAACUCUGCAGAAAAGUUGUUGUUUGGGUUUUGGUUUUAUUUAAUUGUUCUUCACAUUGUCAUCAGAAAACAGGUUGCUUAGAUACCUGCAGGUGUUAUCAAUUAAAUAUUUGAGAAAGCAGAAAUUACUGAUUCCUGAUUUUUUUUUUAAAUUCUAAUUAAGUUCAGAAAAAUAUUUGUUUCAUCUAUCACCUACAAAGCUCAUUAAACUGAGAUGUCAUAUGUGUUUUA